AUGGCAGGCACCACGGGCUCGGGAGUAAAAGUCCCUCGCAAUUUUCGACUGUUGGAAGAACUGGAAGAAGGCCAGAAAGGAGUAGGAGAUGGCACAGUUAGCUGGGGUCUAGAAGAUGACGAAGACAUGACACUUACAGGAUGGACAGGGAUAAUAAUUGGGCCUCCAAGGGUGGACCCACGAGCCAUCUCCGUGCUAGCAAAGUGGCAGAAUUCCUACAGCAUCAAAGUAGUUCUGCAGGAGCUUCGGUGCCUAAUGAUGUCUAAAGAAAAUAUGAAACUCCCUCAACCCCCGGAAGGACAGUGUUACAGCAAUUAA
Molecule: messenger RNA, 318 nt
Organism: Elephantulus edwardii (Cape elephant shrew)
Lineage: Eukaryota; Metazoa; Chordata; Mammalia; Macroscelidea; Macroscelididae
Product: ubiquitin-conjugating enzyme E2 variant 1-like
Exons: 2
Coding region: 1-318 (105 amino acids)
Source: RefSeq, a predicted model, not a curated record